AUGACGACUCAGGUCAUAGGCUGGGUAGCCAAGCAAGCAGCUCCAUAUAUCCUCUCAUACGUUAAAGAUCAUAUUUUUGGCAAGGCUGUAGAUCAAAUCACGAUUCUUGAAAACCAGGUCCACGCUGUCUCAGCCCAACUCACCGCCUUGAACCAGGAAGUCGCCAAUGCGCUCUCAACACUCCAGAAACAAGACCAAAUGGACAAGAUGUGGGGUCCAAUCACUCAUCUCCAAUAUUAUACCAAACGGAUGAAGCAGUGUCUGCAAAGCGCAAGUGACGGCGACACUGCGGACCUAGAAAGCUUCUUAAAAGAUCUGAGCAAUGCAAAUGAUGGUAUCGGCUAUCAAAUGUCGACGCUGUACGAUGCAUUGCUGGGAGAUGCAGAAUUUGCAGACUUUGGGGGAGGGACGGUCCAGAUCUGGGUGAGCAAUACUUAUCAGGCACAGGUCACCGCUGGUAGUAGCUUCACGACUGCGGCCUUUGAAGAAGCUGUUGACACAAAGCUGCUCGCCAUCUUCACAAUCCUUCAGAAUGCAAUCGUGCUUUUAUGUACCACGACCACCGACCCAGUGGAAGCUCAAAACAUGGCUCAGGAAUGGAGCCAAAAUCUCACCAACAUCCAGAACGCAGCAUACUGCGCCUUUCCACCUGCAGUUAAGCUUUGGCAGCCUUCAUACACCGCGCCUGCAUUCACCUUGGAUCCAAACAAAUGGUUUCGUCUUAGAACCUUCUCCACUGACCCGCACUCAGUCACUGGAUGGUACAUAUGCAACACUGGCACAGCUCUGGCGUGCAAUCCGCCACCCGAUCCCAACGAUUUCAACUACCAAUGGAGAUUUGCUUCCGAUCCGACUGUUGGCCCAGCGAACAUCAUCAAUCGACAAUCAGGAUACCCGGUGACCAUCAGCUGGCAGGGCUCGCCUAUUGGCAUGCAACGAUGGUGGACAGAGUCUUCAAACAACAUCCAGGGUUAUGAUUUCCAGUCCGUGACAUAUACCAUUAUCCCGACGUACAAUAACGGAACCAAACCAAACAUCCAGUUUGUUGGUCCAAUAAUUGCUGAUCCAUCAGAGCUGACGAUCAAUUUUUAUCCUAUUGAAUGGACGCUAGCAUCGCUUUCAUACUCGCUUGACAUCGAGAAUGUGUAA
Molecule: messenger RNA, 1149 nt
Organism: Colletotrichum truncatum
Lineage: Eukaryota; Fungi; Ascomycota; Sordariomycetes; Glomerellales; Glomerellaceae
Source: RefSeq, a predicted model, not a curated record